AUGGUAUCAACAAUGGAAACAAAUGGCGAUACAGCCUCUCUCAAACGGAAGCGUGAACCCAAGGAUGACCCGCACUCGCUGCAGAAGAAGCAUCGUCACAGGUCACGAUCGAAACCCCAAGAUGCCGCCACUGCCGAUAGCGUUGCCAAUUUAAACUCGAACAGUCUGGCUGUCCAGCCUAUUGACGGAAACUCGGGCCCAUUGCAGUUGGCAACCACGGACAGGUUAGCGUCAUGGAAAGUGUCCAAACCAAUGGGGGGUAGGAUGUCCGACAUCGACCCUAUCUUCUCACAGGAUGAGAGGCACUUGAUUAUUACAUAUAACACCUCGAUCCAGGUGUACUCAACAGAAGACUCCCUGCUUGUCCGCCGGAUCGCACUCCCACUUACACGGACCAAUGACCUGGACGAGCCCUCUGCCACACACAUCGUCUCUUCAGCUUUAUCGAAGUCGAACCCAGAUUAUCUCUGGGUUGCAUGCUCUGACGGCCGCAUUUGGCAUAUCAAUUGGACCUCUGGUGAAGGCGUUGAUACUCCAUCAACGAUUGACACCAAAAAGCUGUUGGACAUGGCAGUGGAUGCAAUCGAGGUCGCUGGCAAAGUUGAUGAUGUGCUUUUGACGUUGAACCGGCUUACCAAGAGCUCCGCACAAAUCAUUGCCUAUAACAGCAAGAUGCUGGCCACUAAAACAGGCAAACUCUUGCAUACCUAUGACGAGAGCCCGCAGUCGCUGCGGUCUGUUGCUGGUGGCAGAGCUAUUGUAGCUGCUGCUAAGGAGGCACUUCAUAUCGGCAUUCUGAAAACGAAGAAGCUCGCAUCUUGGGAGGAAUUAGCUUAUCGCUUUGUCUCUUUUGAUGUCCCGGACAUCAUCAGCACUUUCGAUAUUCGACCCAUAAUCCGGAUGAUCAAAAAAGGGGUAGCCGAGCUCCAGGAUAUUGACGUGGCUGUUGGCGGCGCUCGUGGUGCUAUCUAUGUGUACAGCAACUUGCUUGCUCAUCUGCAUACUGAAGCCUCUGGUCCUCUGAGGGUUGGAACGAUCCAACCAAGGAAAUACCAUUGGCACCGGAGAGCUGUCCACAGUGUUAAGUGGUCGGGGGAUGGAAAUUACCUGAUAUCUGGAGGGUACGAAACUGUGCUUGUUCUGUGGCAGCUUGACACCGGGAGAGUUGACUUUCUUCCUCACCUGUCUGCUGCAAUCGAAAACAUCGUUGUGUCACCCAAGGGAUCCGCAUACGCCCUUCACCUGGACGAUAAUUCGGCCAUGGUCCUAUCUACUGCUGAAAUGAAGCCCAGCAUGUAUGUGUCGGGCAUUCAGUCUCUUGUACUCGGAGAUCGCCCCUCGAAAGACGCCUUGGUUCGCCGUGUCUGGAGACCCAUCGAUGAAAUCGCUUCCCCGUUGGUUGCGACCAUCAGUCCCCAAAACCCAUCACACAUGUUUUUGUGUGUCGGUAAUGGUCAGCAAGCGACAGUGGGAGGAGGGGCAACCUCCACUCCCCUUGUCCAGGUGUUUGACAUUUCAUCCUUCCAGGGUGUCGCCAAGCAAGCCAUCGCCCGCACCAACCCGACAGAUGUAAAUAUUACAAGCGAAGGUGUACCGAUUAUUGAGCCAACUGCCACCAAGCUCGCUUUUUCACACGAUGGGAAAUGGCUGGCUUCUAUCGACGAAUGGCAACCGCCAGAACGAGAUACUGAAGCUUAUCUUACUGGGUCAAAGACGCAGUCUGAUGCUUGCAAGGAAAGACGGGAGAUCUACCUGAAAUUCUGGGAAGUUGGGGCAGAUCAAUCCCUCGAACUGGUCACGAGGAUAAAUGAUGCCCAUUACACCAAACAAACGGAGUCUAUCUUUGACCUGGCAAGCGACCCAACUUCGGCACGGUUUGCCACGAUUGGUAAUGAUGGAAUGGUUCGCUUCUGGUCCCCGAAAUUGCGCAAGAGAGACGGCCUUAUGGCUACUAGGCCGGACGGCCAACCGUUACGGAGCUGGUCGUGCUCCCGUGUAGUCCCUCUCCCUGUUCACGAACGACAGGAUGAUUCGGUCGAGAUCCUGAAGGGCAUUCCGUAUAGUGGUGCUAUCACUUUUUCUGAGGAUGGGUCGAUCCUCUUUGCCGCUUUUGGGCCUCCGUCUGGGGCGCUUGUUGUGGCUAUUGAUACCCAGACUGGUACCGUACGCGAUGUUGUGUCUGGGAUGUUCAAAGGUGACAUCCGCGCGAUGAAAUCCCUCUCUUCGUGCCUCAUUAUGCUGUCAGACGACCUUGUUGUCUAUGACAUUGUGUCUGACGAGAUGCUUGCGAGCUAUACUCUAAAGGAGACAUCUGAGGCAGCCAAGAAACUCACUCAGCUAGCAGUCAACCAUCAAUCGCGGAGUUUUGCGCUUGCAGCACCCAUCCCGAAUUUAGGUCAGGACAAGCUGAAGAGAGGCACGAAAUCCGAGCUUCUAAUCUUCAACAUUGAAGAUGAAGAACCAAAACUCGUCAAAACCUUCUCUCAGGUCAUCAUCUCGGUGUGCGCCGUCCCUUCAUCCUCUGGCUUUGUGGUCGUCGACUCGGCAGCGCAAGUUUGGUCUAUCACUGAAGGUGCUGAGCAAGCGCCACUCCUUAAGUCUCUGGCUGAUCUGGGAGUGGACAAUACCAGCAAUACAGAGAUGGAAGACACUCCCGACAAACAGCUGUUGUUGGAGCAGGCUGAAGCCAAUGAUGAUGAAAUGCAUGACGCAAACUACGAUCUUGAUAUGGAAGACAAUGAAGACACACAUGCCGUUGUCGUUGCGCCGCAACGAUUGGCUGAGAUUUUCAAUGCCGCGCCCGCCUUCGCGAUGCCCCCGAUCGAAGAUGUCUUCUAUCAGGUGGCCAGCCUGUUCUCCACCAAGCCAGUCAUCAACGCUUAG
Messenger RNA from Thermochaetoides thermophila DSM 1495, 2883 nucleotides. RefSeq lists its product as uncharacterized. The transcript has 3 exons. The coding region runs from base 1 to 2883 and encodes 960 amino acids. Gene Ontology annotation, molecular function: protein binding; RNA binding. NCBI's taxonomy places the organism in Eukaryota, Fungi, Ascomycota, Sordariomycetes, Sordariales, Chaetomiaceae. Gene Ontology annotation, biological process: positive regulation of rRNA processing; positive regulation of transcription by RNA polymerase I. The record is from RefSeq and is a predicted model, not a curated record. Gene Ontology annotation, cellular component: nucleolus.